UUAAAAAGCGAUUAACACAACAUUCAUCGAUUAUUCUAUGUUUAAGGCACUCUAAGUUUCUUUGCUCAGCAUAAUCGCAUUUGGUAUUUUUGUGAGCUGCUGAAAAGCAUGGCGAGUCCUGAUCUUCCGCCUCCUCCGGCAAACAAUAAAGAUGAUGAUAAAGUUCCGGGAAGAGGAUCAAAACCGGGGAACUUUCCGGUUACCGGUUCUAAAUGUGAGACGGGAAAUGGUGAAACUGCCCGAUCAGCGCCUCCAGCUUCCGGGAACAACCCUGAGGCAACUAACAAGCGUAAGCGUGACACAUCAGAUGGUAUUCACGAUAAUAAAGAAAAGAUAUCUACCGAGGUUACACGGGUCGUUGACACAACGGAUACUGUAGAAACUGCCGGAGUUAAAGAGGUUGAAAUGAAAGAUGCGGAAGCCAUAGAUGAGCCAUCUGAUCAAGGUAUUAAAGAAGUCGAGAUGCAAGACGCUGAGGUCAUGUAUAAUACAACAACACAUGUCGAGGAAAAUGGUAAAGCAGAAGGUGUCGCCGAUGUUCAUGAAGAGAGCAAAUUGAAUCCAGACGUCAAUGAUUUCAGUGGUAAACAAGAUCAAGGUACCAAAGAGACUGAGCAGCCUGCAAAUGAAUCCAAAAGCAAUGAGAAAGAGAGUCCUCAUACAGAUAUGAGCAAUGGAUCAGGGCAACAAGUGUUGGGUGAGGUAGCAACUCUAUUGAAACAAGUGCAGGAGAGUGACUCGAAAGCAAAGCUGGAGGUUGAGGUGAAAGUGAAGAAGAUGGAUCAUGGGGUUACGAAGGAAAAUGGUGAAACUGAAAAGGCGAAUAGUGCAGCUCAGGUGAGCCGCCCAUGAUCAUAUAUACUUUGGUUUUGGGUGUGUGUUGUAGUUAUAUUAUGUAUCAGAGAUUCCAGAUGAUUGUAACUUUGUGUGUAAAGUAAGGCAUACGUAAAGGCUUUGUUCAAGGCACAACGGUUCACAUGUGGCACCCCAGUGAACAAAAAGCCAAGUUUUGUCUUAAUAUAUGAGUAUGCCAUGGGUAUCUAUUAGAACU
Molecule: messenger RNA, 1051 nt
Organism: Lactuca sativa (garden lettuce)
Lineage: Eukaryota; Viridiplantae; Streptophyta; Magnoliopsida; Asterales; Asteraceae
Source: RefSeq, a predicted model, not a curated record